Molecule: messenger RNA, 1195 nt
Organism: Sitodiplosis mosellana (orange wheat blossom midge)
Lineage: Eukaryota; Metazoa; Arthropoda; Insecta; Diptera; Cecidomyiidae
Product: zinc finger protein 287-like
Exons: 2
Coding region: 86-859 (257 amino acids)
Cellular component (GO): nucleus
Source: RefSeq, a predicted model, not a curated record
CUCACAAAUGUGACAGUUCAAAGUUUGUUUAUACAAGAAAGAAAAGCACAAAAAUUCCAGUUUGGAUGUCGUAUUUGGAGAAAAAAUGGACUCUGUAAACGACGUAAUGAAUACAUUUGCCUUUGCUGCCUAUUGCCACAGAGAGGAUGUACAGUCGAAUGCGUCCAAAAAAUCUCGCAGAAAGAAGCAUUUUUGCUGGCAAUGCAAAAAAACAUUUGCGAACAAAGUGAAUUUGAACAAUCACAAUUUGCGCUAUCACGAAAACAAGCGGUACGGAUGCACAUUAUGCGGUAAGGCAUUUGGUCUCGAACGAGACCUAAAGCAGCACAUUCAAAAGCACCAGAACAAGAAAGCGUUCAAAUGCAAACUAUGCGACAAGGCCUAUUCCAGCCUCGACAAAUUGAACGAGCACAGCAUUGUGCAUGAUCAAAGCAAAGCCCAUUUCGAGUGCAGCUUCUGUGGAAAAGAGUUUUUCAAGCAAUCCAUUUAUCAUCAGCACUUGCAAAGACAUAGCACCGUUUGGAAGUGUCCCGAGUGCCAAAAAGUGUUAAAAUCCAAAUACACAUACGAACGACAUGUGCGUCGUCACAGUGGAAACCCGGAAAUUGCGUGCAACAUGUGUGAACGCCGAUACUAUGACAAUGAACGAUUGAAGCAGCAUCAGAAAAAGAAGCAUGGCUAUCCACCUCCGUUAAACACAAAUCUCAUCGGAACUGGUAUUUCGAGCGGUGUUCCACCGGCAGCUAUGGUCGAAACAGCACAAUCCAGAAGGCAAAUUCUCAGCCCAGCAUCCAUUAAACAACAUCAACCAGCACAAUUGUUAGAUUUAGGUUAUCCAACACAAUUGCAUUUCCUAUAAACCGAUUUUUUUUUCGCUUUUGCGCUCUUUUUUUCCCCUCUCUUUUUGUGAAAUUAAUUGAGAGACAUGCAAUAGACAUUGUAUACGAGAGAUAUUUUUUUUCCUUUUUUUCGCUUAUUUUAACGCUUUUAUUUUAAUCUCAGAAGCAGCGUAUCAACUACAUUUAUCAUUUUUAAGUUUUUAUGUAUACCCACAUAUUUCUAUUCAAAGUCAUCGUUGAUUUACAAUGCAUGAACAAAUUUAUUCGCUAUUUUUGAUCAAAAAUUCUACCUAUUUUUACUUUAGUUGUGAAUCAAUAAAAUAAUCAUCUUUUUUCUUCAAAUAAAUAUUUGCAAC